This is a messenger RNA of Fulvia fulva, 1476 nucleotides long. RefSeq lists its product as uncharacterized. The transcript has a single exon. The coding region runs from base 1 to 1476 and encodes 491 amino acids. The record is from RefSeq and is a predicted model, not a curated record. NCBI's taxonomy places the organism in Eukaryota, Fungi, Ascomycota, Dothideomycetes, Mycosphaerellales, Mycosphaerellaceae.
AUGCCGCCAACAGCGCAAAGGACCAUUUACCUUGAGCGAGCCGAUGCCGAGUCCGGAGAUUUCGAGGGCGGACAGGAGGUUGACGAUGAUGGUCGAGGAAGAGGUGGACAGGAUGUUGAAGAGACCGCCACUAGCGCUACAUCAGCCGUCUCUGGACGCCCUAGAGGGGAUAGUAAGAUUCAAGCGAACGACGUUGCCAGCACCGAUCAGAACGGAAAGACCGUGAUCCCGCGACACCAUGCCAGGAAUUGGGGAAUGGAGCGCAACUCGAAGAUCGACAAUAUCGAGGCACUCACCAAAAGCGCCAGCGAUGAAGGGAGCACGGCCACCAACUCGAAUCUUGCGAUACGACACUGGACUCUGGAGCGCGAAGCGAAGUACCAAGCGCAGAAGCUGAGGCGCGAGGAGCCACCAUCCAUCAGCACGAUUGGGACAUACAGACUCAUCGGACUCGCACCUGUGGAGACACUCGAUGGGACAACAGUAGAGAGGGGCAUAGUCUCGAUGUUCUCGAGUACGGAGGUGCCCACCGCGGUUGGCUUCAGCACAGUCGCCACUACUGCACAGGCUUCUCACGCGCGAUUCACGUAUGCGCCCGCUACAACAGUCGAGAACCACCAAACGACCAUCAGAGGACCUCCAGCCCUUGCAGCUACUUCGUCUGUGAGCCAAGGGGAACGACGCAUCGAGACUCACUUGCCGACUUCCUACGUUCUAUCGGCGUACGGGCUUCUAGUCCUUCUCUUGGUGCUGUGGUCCGUGGCAGCUCUACUCUAUGCUGUCAACUUCCCACCGAAGUUCUUGCUGCGGCAGAAAGCUACUCUUAAGCAUGGCAAGAAGCAAUACGCCAAGGUUCCAGAAGACACGAGCGAAACUGGGCACGUGAACCAAGAAAUCGGCAGCGCUGCUUUCACUACAUCAUCCGACACACCCAGCCUUGAGACGCCAUGUCUGCGCACCAGACGGCAGAAGUCUCAACAGCACACCGACAUCGAAGCCAUUGGACUCGGCAUUGAGCUGGCGGACCUGGCACCAAGACGGCAGAGGUCAUUCAUCAACAUGACCAAUAACUCACUACCAGGUCCACCAAGGAGCGCUUCUUCAUCACGAACCGCGCCACUUCCACCGCGGAGCCACUGUAGGCACACGCCAAUAAUUGUGCCCAACCAUAUUCCGGACAUCGAGAAUGGCCUGACGGUCACCAAGCAUGAUUACAAUAGCACCUACCUUUCACCGUAUCGCUCGAGUCCGUACGCUUCGUCAGACGACUCGCCGCCGGGAUCAGGGAGCUCGAGUCGUUCUGCGUCGCCACAUCGAGUACUGAAGAGGGUCGGGGAUGGGAUUGAGUAUCUGGCGGACAAGGCGGUGAAGAUGAUGCAUGAUCAGAUGAAGGAGGAUCCUGAGGAGGAUCUGGUGCUUCCGGUGAGGGAUUGUGAGAGGGAGAGGCGGGGAGACGGCUUGAAGAAGCGGUAUUGA